Messenger RNA from Nothobranchius furzeri (turquoise killifish), 9194 nucleotides. Its product is annotated as probable ribonuclease ZC3H12C. The record is from RefSeq and is a predicted model, not a curated record. Gene Ontology annotation, molecular function: metal ion binding; mRNA binding; RNA endonuclease activity. Gene Ontology annotation, cellular component: nucleus; cytoplasmic ribonucleoprotein granule. Lineage: Eukaryota; Metazoa; Chordata; Actinopteri; Cyprinodontiformes; Nothobranchiidae.
GACGCCACCAUCAGCGUCAGCUCUGAGGAUGUUUUGCAGUCGGCAAACGAAACGUUAGCAAGGUAAAGAGAAACCUUAAACAUCUUUUCCAUCAUGGUGGUGAAGUGGGAUCAGCCUGGUAGGUAGUAGUCGUGGUAGCCUGGGUUGAGCUGCUUGAUCAUUUCUCUGAAACCUUGAUCAGCGACCACAGACAGGACUCUCGUGACCAACAUGCUCACAAUGGCCUCGGUCAGGGCGUUAGCUUGCUGAGGUGUGCACGUAACAAAGUCGUCCAUUGAAGAGGAGCACCAUUAGUAACACUGUUGUAGCAGGAUGAAAUAAAUCAUUAGCGUUUUCAGACUCAUACCAUAUUUGACACUUUGGUUCCAGAACUUAAGGGGGUGCUAUAACUAAAAUCACCUAAAACACCGGAUUGAGGAGGACGGAGAAGUUUGUUGAUGGAACAGUUUUUGUGAAGGUUCCAUGUCAUGGAAAAUCAACUUUUAGGAACUUUUUACCAUGUGAUGUUGUCAUGGUACCUAGAGUGGAACCAGCGUCAGCCGGGAGCAAAACGGAAAAAAAAAAAAAAAAAAAAAGACGUAAUAAUGCCACUGGACUGUUAGAAAUUAUACAAAAUAAAGCUCGGAGGACCAUGGGCAGGGCUUCGCUAAAAGGAACCUUUAGCAAACCUUUAACGUGCAGACUGCUCUAUGCUAACGUGCACGCUGCUUCACAAUGUGCCCGUGGCUCAAAUCAGAUCAGGCUCCUCAGGCUUCAUAGAAUCACAUAAAGACACAGAUUUGUGUCUGAGUGAUCGGCCCUAAGUGUGCCGUAACAAAACAGCAGUCCUCCCCGUCCUCAUGAGGACAUAAACUUUCUUAAGCCACCCCCCUUGUCUCAUCUCUACUUCCACUCUUUUAAAAACCACAUCAUUGCCCCCCUCCCCAUCCCUUACCCUGAAACAAAGGGAGGAGAGUGACUGGCGCUCCAUAGCCAGGUGUUCUCCAGUGUCCCCCAGGCUGUAAUAGCACAAGCCCUCACACUGCAGCUGCCCUCCCCAGCCUCCCAUUGUGUGGCUGUAUUGUUCCUCCCCAUCCACUGGCCACACGGGAUGUCCUUUCAGACCCUCUGGAGGAGUGUGUGUGUGUGUGUGUGUGUGUGUGUGUGCUGGUGCGCGCUGAAACGCGUGCCUUGGGGACACUGGGUGUUGCAAGCAUCUGCCCGCCUUCUCCUCAUCGGGGCUCAUUGUAAGCCUGCUGUGCUCUGAUUGGUGGAGGAUCUCCCACUCCAAACGAGGGAAUGGCUGACAUUGUUGUUCCAUCUGUUCUGCCCCUCAUUGUCCCAAAGAGAGAAGGACAAAAAAGGAACUGGAAGCCAGUCGGACAGCGAGUAGGUUUUACUGGAGCGGAAUGCUUCACCUGCUGCAGCAUCCGCCCUCACAUGGAGCUGCUGUGGAAACCCCUCCCGUCAAUUCACCUGCAUCCACUUCUCUUCUGCGCAGUUUGGAUUUAAAAAUGAGGAAAUGAGACGCUCAACUUUUCUGUUUUUGUGGUUAUUUGUUUUUUCCCUGCUCUGGCAUCCAUGAGUGGCGUUUUCUGAGCAGCCUGUACUCAGGCCGGUGUGCUGGAUGUCUGUGACAGAUCCAUGGUUCAGAAGGACCAUGUGGAGGUGGGAGAAGGCCCUGUCCUUGACCAGGAACCGGACCUGGAGUAUCUCCACGUAGCUGGGGCUGACCGGCAGGCUGGCGCCGCUGACGGACCCCCUGCUAUGGAGGAGCAGGGGGAGACCUCCGGCCACACCACCACAGCCAGUUUCACUCCACCAGUUCUUCGGGAGGACAGCGGUGGGUCCGACGCAGUGUGCAGGCCGUCGCCACCUUCUAACUCCGCACACGCUGCAGGUGGAGACUCAGACGGAGAAGAGGGUACGUCUACUCACAGUAAAAACACCCACCAGCCGCUGUGUCGGACCCCAUGUGUGGACUUGGGCACUGAGGGGCCUCCCGACCCUCCGUGCGUGGACACGCUCAUCCAGUCCUCAGGUGAGCAGGACCCUCUGCAGACUUCCUCCACGUCUGAGCCGGCGUCCAAGGCGAGAGGAAAAGACUACCAGGCCAAGCUGGAGUUUGCUCUGAAGCUGGGCUACUCCGAAGAGACGGUUCGACUGGUGCUGUCCAAGCUCGGCCCCGACACCCUCAUCAACGACAUCCUGGGAGAACUGGUCAAACUGGGCACCAAGCCUGACGGCGAGCAGCCCGUUGGGAUAUUAACUUCCGCCUCAUCCACGUCCUCUUCUGCGUCGUCCUGUGGCUGCUCCGAUGUGCUGGAAGGCCAGCGGUCGGACUCGCCCUGCCCUUCAGAGUCCAUCUGCGACCAGGACAACCUGCGGCCGAUUGUGGUGGACGGCAGCAAUGUGGCCAUGAGCCAUGGCAACAAGGAGGUGUUUUCCUGUCAAGGCAUCCAGCUGGCUGUAGAUUGGUUCCUAGAGUGCGGCCAUCAGAACAUCACCGUUUUUGUGCCUGCGUGGAGGAAAGAGCAGUCCCGCCCUGAUGCCCCAAUAACAGAUCAGGAGAUCCUGCGUCGCCUGGAGAAGGAGAAAAUCCUCGUCUUCACUCCCUCACGGCGCGUACAAGGCAGGCGCGUGGUCUGCUAUGACGACCGCUUCAUAGUCAAGCUGGCUUAUGAGUCAGACGGCAUCAUCGUCUCCAAUGACAACUACAGAGACCUGGCUAACGAGAAGCCUGAGUGGAAGAAGUUCAUAGACGAGCGUCUGCUCAUGUACUCCUUCGUCAAUGACAAAUUCAUGCCACCUGAUGACCCUCUCGGUCGUCACGGCCCCAGUUUAGACAACUUCCUGAGGAAGAAGCCCGUCAUGCCUGAGCAGAAGAAACAACCCUGUCCAUACGGAAAGAAGUGCACCUACGGCCACAAGUGUAAGUACUACCACCCUGAGAGAGGGGCCCAGCCUCAGCGGGCGGUGGCGGAUGAGCUGCGUGCUAGCGCCAAGACCUGCGUCGCCUCCAAGAACCAGGGGGACGCUGGACUUGUCAAGAGCCACAGCGUGCCAGCUGGCACCAUUGAGGCAAAAAAAGGUGCCCCCAAAAGGCAAUCGGACCCCAGCAUUCGAGCUCUGUCCUACAGUGAUGCUGAAGAGAAGCUGCUGGCUAAAAGCCAGAAGGGCAGCUUGUGUGGCAGCAGCAGUAGCAGCUCCAGCAGCAGCAUCGGGUGCAGCAUGUCUUUAGCCCCAGGCGGACCUCUGUCCGGUCAUGGCCUUCCAUCAGACCAACAGUCCAGAUUGGUGACACACCUCCCAGCCCCCGGCCAUGAUCUCUACCCUCACUGUGAGUCUCCAGACAUAAGCUACUACUCUGUAACGCGGGCCUACUCUGGCCUGAGCCUUACCUCCCGCCGGAGCCCAGACUGCCGCUUCCCCAACGAUACGGACCUGCGACACAGUUCGAUGGGCUCAGCGGGUUCUGAAUGUGGCAGUGAAAGCAGCGUCAGCUGUGGCAGCAGCUGCGACUCCUACAGUGAAAGAUCCUGUCCUGGAUGUCCUCCAGACCCAUUACUGGAGGACAGCGUCCACUUUGCCAACCCCCACAGCUGGCUGUAUCCUCAUCAUAUGUCCUCCAACCACGAGCUGUGUGCCAUCCACGCUGCCGAAUACCCAAGUAUCCAACACAGCCACACGUCUAACCCCGCGCUCCACACCUACCACCUCAGUGCAGCAUGUGUUCACGAGCCUCCACCAGAGGCUCCUCCAAAGCGACCCCUCUACCCUUUACCUCCCCACCUCCAACACCAACCCCUGGCUGCUCGCUCCAGCUGCCCAGGCGACUACCACUCAGUUCCCCAGUCCAACCACCAACCUCCCGGCUCUCCUCUUGGCCGCUGCUUGGCCCCGACACGAGCUGAAAGCGUGUCUGACUCCCACCUUUACGAGAACCUCUCUGCACCACACCAUCACCAUCGACCUAAAGCUUUACCCAACUGGGACUCGUACUACAGACACCCCCUGCUGCCAUCGUCCAGGUAUGAGUCAUCUACCUUUCAGAGCCCGCCCGACACGCGGCAGUCAUCCUGGCACGCCCCACCGUGGCCACAGGACAGCUACACCCAGCAUCACUCCUCUCACCCGGCUCUCCAUCCUUCACCCACGCAUUACCUGAGCCCCCCUCCCCCUCACUCUCCUCACUCGCCGUACAGCUCUCACCUCACAGUUCCCUCCCACGGACCUCCCCCUUACCCGGAGUCCCCCGGGCACAGCCGCUACGAGGACAUAAGAGAGAAAGUGUACAUGAAUCUUUGUAACAUCUUCCCCUCGGAGCUGGUGAGCCGCGUGAUGUCCAGAAGUCCCCACAUCACUGACCCCCAGCAGCUGGCUGCUGCCAUCCUCGCAGAGAAGUCUCAGACCAGUUACUGAACAAUCAGUCCAGCUUUUAAAGACUCCACAUGAAUAUCAGAAACCAGCCUGUGACGUGUGUCACAGGCUAAUCCCAACCCCGGUUUCACACUGCAAGCAUCAACGGAACGGAACAGCAGCAAAGCGGCUCGCUCACGAACUUCAAAGCGGUCCCUUUCACACCGGGAGAGUCUUGGCCGCGGCACGGCUUCCUCUCUGCGCCUCGCUGUACCCGCGAGAUUCUAAAAUCCCUCGAGACUUCUGACACCUCCCUCAUCGAGAGAUCACAACCCCGCGAGGAAUCACACCGUUGCACUUUUCGAAAGAAACCGGUGGUAAACAAAGCCGUUCGGUCACACGUGCUGAUGUAAGUUAAAUAUAACAUCGCAACGUUGCAUUUUAUUUUGAAAAUAACCGGGGAUUUUACACUGAAACCGUGUGGUUUCCUGUCUUGCACUAUGUGAACUGUGGAAAUUGACGUGUCCCAGAAGCGGCUCGUGGAAAAUAUAGAACUCGAUCCCAUCUUUAGCGGCGCGGCAUGCCGCUUCUGGGUCGCGCCUGGUUUGAAACACUCCAUAGACUAUAAUUGGAUUAUAUUUGACGAGGUGCCGCUUCGCUGCCGUUCCGUUCCGCUGAUGCUUGCAGUGUGAAACCGGGGUUAGACAGAACCAUCUUCCUCACCUUUAGACCCAAUUCUCAAACAAUAACUCCUUAACAAUUUUCUUGCAUGUAUAGAACAACAUGCAACAGAUUUUCUACUUUAAACACGUCCAAUCUACAAAUCCCUCUCUGGUUCUGUAUCAGUCCACGUGUGCGUGCUGUGGGUUGGUUUUUCUUGCAGUGGUAGAGGUGGGUGUUUGAAAGUCCGCCGUCCUCAGACGACAGCGUUUUGGUCAGAGUUGUAGCUGUAGAGAUGGGUGACCCUGUCGUGUGUACCUUAGUUUUAGUAAGGGACAUCUCUCGCUAUCUCCCUUUCUCUCUGACCCUUUACCUUGGGUCAGCUGUGGUUUCUGCUCCAGACCGCAGCACGAGUAAGUGAAGCAUGUACCUAGUUGUAAAUAUAUUUAACGGUUUCCUCUGCUGUGCGUCCAAGGGCAACAGCGCCUGCUGUUUUCUCUAGCAGAUCCCAGCUGAACCCAUGCUAGACAGAGAAAAGCCUUGUUUGAUACAAAUUGUAUCAUGAACUAAGUCGCUGAUGUUAUAUACAGUACAUGGACUCGUUGAUCCGCAUCUAUCGAACACUCUUGAUGUAGUACUAUAUACCAGUUCUGUCCAAACCUUUUAUUCUUGUGAAAACAGCUUUGAGACAAUUAUUUCAAUGUUUCAAACUAGAGGAGUUGCGUGCCUACUAUGUUUAGGUUUUGCAGCUACUUUAAGUGUGCUUUUGGACUUUUAGCUGGUUUCUUAAAAACACCGUAAGGUUCAUUUUCUUUAAAGCAACACUAAAGAGUUUCACUCCUACUGGUUAAAAACAAAAUUACAACUGUCAUGAGCAACCCUGUUGCAGCUUGCUGUAGCGAUUGUUAAUGAGCUAAUGCUAACACGAGUCAACGGAUACUAAAAUAAGCCACAAAGUAAGAAGAUCCACACUGUUGGACAAAAAAUAUAAUGUGUAUGGCAGAGUCCGACCUAACCCUAACCCAAAAAAUUAUUACUUACAAGUCCAGUAGCAACAAAGCCAGGUCACCAUCAGCCGUGAUUUCGUAGUGUCCUUUAGCUCCCUCGAACAAGUGUAGGCUGCACAGAUGCCUAUUCUGGUUUUAGCUCUUUUCUCCACAUCUAAAGACUCUAUCUUACUUCCAUGAUGCCAACCAAAACAGCUAAACUAUUCAUCUUCUUGUGGUUUUUAUUGACAGUCAGUGAACUGAAAAUGCUAACUACUAGCCUUUUUAUUAGCUAACGGCUAACCAAACAGCUAAUAGCAGUAAAUUCAAUUCAAUUCAAUUUUAUUUAUAUAGCGCCAAAUCACGACAAGAGUCAUGUCAAGGCACUUCACAUAACAUUUCAAUUCAGGUCAGUUCAUUAAGCCAAUCAGAAAAUUUUUUCCUAUAUAAGGAACCCAGCAAAUUGCAUCAAGUCACUGACUAGUGUCAGUGACUUUACAGCAAUCCUCAUACUAAGGCAAGCAUAUAGCGACAGUGGAGAGUUAAACUCCCUUUUAACAGGAAGAAACCUCCGGAGGAUCCUGGCUCAGUAUAAGCAGCCAUCCUCCACGACUCACUGGGGAAAGAGCUCCACCCAUUGAACCUACCCGUCAUACAAAACUGUUAAGUGUGGUUCCUGGUCAGCCGAGGACUACAGAGUGUUGUCAAAUGUAGGUUAGUAAAGCUACCAUCUCAGUAACCACUGACACCAGUUUGAAAGGAAAAGCUUAGUGUUAAAAACUCUUCAGUGUUGCUUUAACUUUAUCAACUUAAUAAAAUCGACAUCCAACUUGAAACCAUCUUAGUUUCUAAUUUGAGUUGAGAACACAGACCCCAACUAAUGUUUACAGAAGCUAUUUUAAACUUCUGUACCAUUGAAUCCAGCUAAUCGUGCACUACUUCCUGGUGAAAAAUGAUAUUAUGACACUAAAAGAGAAGUUACCGGUAUUCUCCAGUUUAAAACCCGUUGCGGUUAUUUUCUAGGUUAUCCCUGGUUACAUGUGUUUGAAUAAAACUAAUAUUUAUAUUUUCGCUCCCAAGUGACGACAUUAGGGUCAUUUCAGUGGUAACUCGUAUAAUUUCCUACAUCUAUUUAAGAAGAUAUUUAUGUUUAUAUUAGGGAUGUUUGAUGUCGUCUUUACUACAGAUGUCUGAUGUACCGAUAUAGUCUUAACUCUUAAUUUCUGAGACAGAAAAGAGGAAUGAAAUAAUUUUAGGUCACUAAUAUCUGAAAUUUAUCAGUCAUACAUAGGCUCUAAACAUCCAUCCUAAAUAUGAUGACUUGAAUUUGUCAGGCCAUUUUGUCCGUACCAAACAAACAAAAAUAUCUCUUAAACAUCGGUUCAGUCAUAUUUUAACCUACUGAAUGAGAGAAGUAGCUUAAGAUUUUGAUGUAUAAUAAGUACACUUUUAUUAACGUUGCAUCAUUAAGAGAAUAAAAACAGACACUGAUUAAUUCCGAUGUUAUAUUUUUAUUCCAAAACUUGCCUCUAGUAUCGGACAUCCCUAAUUUAGAUGAUUUUUUUUUGCGAAAUGUUUUACGUUAAUUUAUUUUGAGGUAAUCAAUGGCUGCUAAAGAAAAUAAAUCAAAUUCUCUAAAUAAGUCAAAAGGUUUAAUAAACCGCUACGAUUUUCUUUAGCAUACGAAAUCCAAGACUGAUGUUCAGGAUUAUUAUAAAGUUGUAAAAGCCCUUCAUGAUUUAUGGUUUCUCUGAAAUAACAACAACCCAUUGGACUUAGGCAAAUAGUGUUUUUAGGGAUGAGUUAAGAGGUUAGCUUCUCAAGCUUUCUUCGUUCUUUUACGGAAAGCAAAACAUCUUACAUGAUGGAAAAUUUUUAAUUUGCUACCAUGUCCUGGAUGACCGAGCAUCUAAACCUGCUUCUGAAACGCGGUCAGGUUCUUGAUCCAGCCAGGUUUUCGAAGGACCAGACUCCAAAGAUGACCAUAAAACAAAAGUCCAAAUCAAUAUUUCCCUCCAAAAAUAUCAGUGUUGACAAAUUUAAGUCCAAGUGUCUUUCCAGAAACGCCCGUUAGUAGAAUUUCCAAACAGCCACGGAAAACCUAAAACAUGUAGAGCCAGCUCCGUCAAGCCCAAAGGCCCCUUUCCCGUCCAACGGGACAUUGUACAAACACGAAUACCUGUACGAUACCACGUGCCGUUAACGAGAGAGAACUUUGUCAUGUAUUGAAGUAGCGCCUUCCCUCUGGCCCCCUGGCACCGUGUGUCGGCGGGGACCCUGAGCGUGGGCCCAAAGUAAUGCCUCUUGGUGGCAUUGUGCUUAUGACACAUCUGAUAUUCUGAACCAUGUUCAGCUGUUAUGCAUGCGUAUUUAAUCUGUUUUUGUCUUGCCGUUUCUGUGACAUGAUGCUAGUCAAGAUUAGAGGCCGACCAAUGUUUAUUUUUUAAGGCUGACGCCGAUUUUUAAAGAAUUUUGUUGCCGAUGGCCGAUAUCUAUGUUUUAGCAGCACAUUGAUUGUGAAAGACUCCGUGUGCAUUAUAAAUGAAAUAAGUCAAUAAAUAAUCUUAAUAUUUGUUGAAUUUCAAAUAUAAAACAAACUCAAAACAUUAAAAAAGCGGUGUGUUGAGGCCCUUCGGGUCCUUUCUCAUUCUAGUAGUGACGGCAGUUGGCCACACAGGUGCCUGAUUUAAAAUAAUUUUAAUUUUUUCAUUUUUAUUUAUUUAUUUUUAUCUGCUGUUAAAAAUAACUUUGGCCAAUCUAGAAAAAAUUGAAUACAUCGGUCGGCCUCUAGUCAAGAUGCUUGUAGAUUAAAAAAAAAGAUUUGAAGUUUUCAGAUUUCAUGUUGGAAUUUCAGCACGGCGCCCUACUUUAAAGGGACAGUUCAGCUGUGAUGAACGGUGUUCCCUCAGAGUCCUGAACCACCUUGGUUUGGUGAGCCGUUUCAAGAUGGAAGCCGUUCAUUUUGGUCUUUGUUGCUCCUGAAUUAGUUCUAGCACUACUUCUCUGAACAAAGUCCAUGCAGGACUCCACCUUUACACACAGAAACACUAGACUAUCAGAACUGUGGCGUGUGAGAAUCAUUUCAAGAAGCCUGAGAUUUCCUCUUUGUUAGUGCACUUGGUAUAACACAACCUGUAGAUCAACAGUUUAUCAGCACUAAAAAGGUGUAAACCUGUGAUUGUGAUUAUUCAAUAAAGGCUGUAAAAAGUG